AUGAAACCAGAUAUGAGACGAAGAGGUUCCCGCUAUAACGGUAGCACAAAGUCCAAAUCCGGCAUCUCCGCCGAGUCGAGCCCGCUACAAAAAGUAAAGACGGAAGUUCUACUUCUCUUCCACGAAUUGCCAGAUUGGGCAAAGGAUAAUGAAUUCAUUCAUUCUGGUUUCAGACCAGAGACAAACUCGUAUUGGAAGUCGCUUAAGAGUAUGGGGUAUAUCCAUAACGAAACUGGCAACAUAUACACCCACUUCUUCGCAGCCCUAUGGAUGUUCAUCUUAGGAUCAUGGUGGAGUGGUUAUGCAAAGGAGCGGUAUCCAAUCACCACUUUUGACGACACUAUUGUCUUUUUCCUGUUCUUUCUAGGCGGGGCGAUCUGCUUCCUUCUUUCAACAGCUUACCACGUGUUUUCAAACCAUUCGCAUGCAACUCAUCUCUUUUGUCUGAAACUCGACUUCCUAGGCAUACUCGUCGUAACUGCUGGAUGUUUUCCUCCUGGCCUCUGGUACACUUUUCCGUGCGCACCACGUCAAACAAAGUUUACAUGGAUUGCUGUAAGUAAUACUUAUGGGUACUUCUACCUAUUCUGGGAAGUAGAGAGCAAUUCACAAGUUGGAUCGCUGAUAAAAUCCAUGUAGUUCGAUCUUGCCGCCCAAUUUUGUGCUGCCCUCCUGGUUCUGUUUUCAAAGACCUUUCAGUCUUCUAAGAUGCGAGCUUUUCGCGGCUUUGUAUUUUCUGUCAUGGCAUCUUCAGCUUUCUACCCAAUUAUAAUCAAGAUCUUUCAAGUCGGCUGGACGCAGGCAAAUGCUGAGUAUGGAGCCUCGUUAUAUGGCUUAACAAUUAUCAUAUAUCUAUGUUCUGUGACGACGUAUGGGGCAAGUCGCCUCCAUUUGGAUAGGCACUGGGCCUAUGCUAACAUUCUGUACAGAUGCGCGUGACAGAGGCUUGGAAACCCGGAUACUUUGACAUAUGGGGUCAUUCACAUCAAAUAUUCCACGUUGGUAUGGCGAUUGGACUUACCGUACACUUUUUGGCAUUUUUUAGGGCUGUUGAUCAAUUUUAUGCUGUGAAGCAUGGCUACUGCCCCGAUUAG
This is a messenger RNA of Hymenoscyphus albidus, 1094 nucleotides long. The record is from the annotation of a GenBank genome assembly. NCBI's taxonomy places the organism in Eukaryota, Fungi, Ascomycota, Leotiomycetes, Helotiales, Helotiaceae.